Molecule: messenger RNA, 2067 nt
Organism: Dovyalis caffra
Lineage: Eukaryota; Viridiplantae; Streptophyta; Magnoliopsida; Malpighiales; Salicaceae
Source: the annotation of a GenBank genome assembly
AUGAAAUCAUCUUUGAAGAAAUUGAAAGGAUUUACUGCACUUCACAAACAUGGACAUGGUGGUGAUCAUAAAGACCGAAGGGAUCUUCGCUCUAUCGCACAAUUAGAUGAGCUCGCUAAAGCUUCUCGGGACAUGCAUGAUAUGAGAGAUUGCUAUGAUAGCUUACUUUCUGCUGCCGCCGCGACAGCCAAUUGUGCCUAUGCACUGGAUAUGGAGUUAUUUAGAUCAUAUGAAUCACAUUUUGUGCAUGACAUGUGUUCUGUCAACGAAAUGCGCUUACAUCAUUCCUAUCCUUCCUCAGAAUUCUCUGAAUCAGUGCGUGAAAUGGGUGCUUGCCUUCUUGAGAAAACUGCAUUGAAUGAUGAUGAUGAAGAAAGUGGUAGAGUCUUGCUGAUGCUGGGAAAAGUGCAAUUUGAACUCCAGAAACUUUUUGACCGCUAUCGUUCUCACAUAAAUAAGACAAUCAUAAGCCCAUCAGAGUCUCUUCUAAAUGAACUUCGAACAGUUGAGGAAAUGAAGCAACUUUGUGAUGAGAAAAGAGAUGUAUACGAGCACAUGGUGAGACAGAGAGGAAAAGGGAGGGGAAGAAGUGGAAAGGGAGAGAAUUUUUCUACGCAGCAACUACAAGCAGCUCAUGAUGAAUAUGAGGAGGAGGCUACUUUGUUUGUCUUUCGUCUUAAAUCUCUGAAGCAAGGACAAUCUCGCAGUCUUCUUACACAGGCAGCUCGGCACCAUGCUGCUCAGCAGCUGUGCUUCUUUAAGAAGGCUCUUAAAUCUCUUGAAGCUGUGGAGCCACAUGUCAAAUUGGUUACAGAACGGCACCAUAUAGAUUACCACUUUAGUGGACUUGAUGAUGAUGGGAGAGAUGAUGGCGACGACGACGACGACGACGACGACGAUUAUGAUGUUGCGAAUGAUUACAGAGAAUUGAGCUUUGACUAUGGACAAAAUGACCAGCAACAAGAAGUUUCCACACCAAAAAAGUCGACAGAGUUGUAUUCAGCGGACGUUACAUUUCCCCAGGUUGCGACAUUGGAAAUGACAAAGGAAAAUCUACAUAGAAGUUACAGGACAUCGUUUUCCUUUAAGGGAGAACUUCGUACAGGCACCCAAUCAGCUCCACUUUUUCCUGAAACUACAUCUAAUCCAGCUGCAAAAACAAAAAAACUGAUGCCAUCAUCCACUCGAAAGUUCAACACUUAUGUAUUGCCUACCCCAGCAGACCCAAAGACUUCAAAUUCCACAGGAUCUAGUAGCCCGGUUUCUCAAACAUUAAAGACAAGUUUGAGUGGACGUACAAUCAAUGUGUGGCAUUCAACCCCUCUUGACCCAAAAAAAAUUGAGAAGUUACUAGGAGUUGAAAUGUCUACCAAACCCACUGCUAUAAAUUCAGAGUCAGUACUCAAGGAGAGCAACAACAACACUGCAUCCGCUCAAUUGCCUCCUCCUCUAGCUGAUGGGCUCUUGUUUUCACGGCUUGAGCCAUUGGCUGCUUCUGAUUCCAAGAAAAUCAAAAGAUAUGCCUUUUCUGGUCCUAUUACACGUAAGCAAUUGUCUACCAAGCCGGUCUCAGCAGAACAUCACCAAUUGUUCUCUGGACCCCUUUUGCGAAAUCCAACGGCUCAAUUAUUAUCAUCACCUCCAAAAGUGUCUCCUAGAAUAUCACCGAAAGUAUCUCCUAGUGCUUCCCCUACUUUUGUGUCCUCGCCCAAAAUCAGUGAGCUACAUGAGCUUCCUAGACCCCCAGUCAGUUCAACCUCCAAGUCUCCUAGUGCGGAAGGUUUGGUUGGUCAUUCAGCUCCAUUGUUGCCCAAGGGUCGCAUGCUUCCUGGUACAAGCAAAACAUCAGCAUCAAAUGUAGCAUCUCAACUACCCACACCUUCUCAAGUUGUCACUCGCAGUUUUUCAAUACCAUCUAGCAGUCAUAGAGUAACGGUUGCUCAGAGUUCAGGGAUUGUUGAGGAUGUUGCCUCACCUCCUCUAACUCCGAUGUCUUUAUUAAUCCAGCCUUCAUCCGCUGGUUCCCAGACUGUCAAUCAGACGGUUCAAAUCAGAGGUAAUUCAUAA